This is a messenger RNA of Anoplopoma fimbria (sablefish), 924 nucleotides long. RefSeq lists its product as uncharacterized. NCBI's taxonomy places the organism in Eukaryota, Metazoa, Chordata, Actinopteri, Perciformes, Anoplopomatidae. Bases 1 to 924 code for a protein of 307 amino acids. The record is from RefSeq and is a predicted model, not a curated record. Gene Ontology annotation, biological process: neuropeptide signaling pathway. The transcript has a single exon. Gene Ontology annotation, cellular component: neuron projection; membrane. Gene Ontology annotation, molecular function: G protein-coupled receptor activity; neuropeptide binding.
AUGGAGGGUUUUGUUGUCCCCCUCCUGGGCUUGAGAGUCUUCAUUUCCUGCAUAGGACUUGUGGGUAAUGUAUUUCUCAUCGUCGCCAUCAUGCAGGCCAAGGUCAACCGGGUCAAAUCCUUCGAGUUGUUCCUCUUGGGACUAGCUGCGGCCAACUUGGAGGAGAUCCUCAUCGUGACCGUCUUCGACAUCGUCCUCAUCUUCCGGCCUUCCUCCUACGGCGUCCGCGCCUGGUCGUGCCGCUCGCUCAAGUUCCUGACGAAGUUCGGGGAGGUCACCAGCAUCCUCUUCACCGUCCUCAUCAGCAUCUUCCGCCAGCAGAAGCUGAGGGACGCCUGCAAGAGGGCCAACCUCCCGAUCUACCUGGACGGCGUCCGGUCGGCCUGGGCGAUGAGCAGCGUUUGCGUGCUGCUCGCCGCGCUGAUGAGCCUCCCCGUUUUCGCCAUCGAGCCCGAAGGCCCCGCGGAGAACGUGACGAGGAACGCCACCAGCUGCCUGCUGGACUUCUUUCAGUGCAGCGACACCUACUGCCCCGUGCUCAACGCCGUCUACAAAUACCUGUUCCUCCUGGUGUGCAACCUGCUGCCUCUGGUCGUCGUCACGGUGACCGGCUGCCUCAUCAUGGCGGUGCUGCUGGGUCAGAGGACGACGGUGACGCCGGCGGGGGGCGUGAGCGGGAAGAGCAAAGGUUCGAGUCUCCAUCGGAGCACGGUGGCUGUGUUGGCAGCCAUGGGGUUGUUCCAGCUGGACUGGACGCUCUACCUGAUCCUCCAGCUGACUGUUGACCCCACUGAGUUCCCCUUUUGGGCCGAAGUGGAGUUCUUCAUCUCAUUCUCCUACACAUCCUUCAGUCCGUAUGUGUACGGGAUAGGGAACAACCUGUUCUCUCUCAAGACCUUUAGAGAUAUGUUUAAAUUGAGAUGA